UCUGUGAAUUAACCGCCAACAUGCCUCAAAUCACUACCCUCCUCUUCGACUGCGACAACACCCUCGUCCUCUCCGAGGAACUCGCCUUCGAGGCCUGCGCCGACCUCAUCAACGAGAUCUGCGCCUCCCGCAACAUCGAGCAGCGCUUCACGGGCGAAUCCCUCAUCAAGGAGUUCGUCGGCCAAAACUUCCGCGGCAUGCUCCUCGGCCUCGCCAAAUCCCACGGCUUCGAGCUCCAGCCCGACGAGCUCGAGUCCUACGUCACCCGCGAAGAGGACGCCGUCAUCGCCAAGCUGAAAGCCGCCCUCAAACCCUGCGCGGGCGUCGACGACCAGCUCGAGCGCUUGCAAAAGGACGGGAAGCAUACUCUGUCCGUCGUCUCCUCGUCCGCUAAGCGCCGCGUCUGGGCGUCCGUCGUGAAGGUCGGGCAGGAUAAGUAUUUUGCCGAGGAUGUCGUCUUCAGCGCUGCCACGUCGCUGCCGACGCCUACUAGCAAGCCUGACCCCGCGAUUUACCUGCACGCCAUGAAGACGCUAGGCAAGAAGCCCGAGGAGUGCGUUGCCAUCGAGGACUCCAAGAGCGGGACGCUCAGCGGUACGCGCGCGGGUAUCAAGGUUAUCGGGUAUGUUGGGCCGUAUGCCGCUGAUAAGCAGGCCGAGAUGGAAAAGGUGCUGCGCGAUGCUGGGGCUGUGGUCGUCAUGAAGGACUGGAGCGAGUUCCCUGGCAUGUUGGCCAAGAUUGAGAGCGGGAGCGCCUGACUAGCCGGGGUUUCUAUCCCGUCGCCUUCUCUGUGAGGUUGAGCUGCGGCGAUGUAGAGGGAUCAUGAUGCUUUGAUCUCUUUAUCCCAACCCCCUUUUUCCUUUCCUCCCAUCUUUAUAGUGUUCAUAUCGUUAGUCAGGACCGGUACCGUCCCAGUUCUCGCGCGCUUUAUCAAGCCGCCCAGGGGAGAGGAGGAAUCCAAGUAGACUCAAAGACUAGUAAAAGAGAUCUAUCAUCUUCGAUGGUCCAUGAGAAAGCUGUUGACGCUCUGCAACGUAGCCCGAUUCGCAUUGGCCUCCGGAAAGGCCGUCAUGAUGGUCCCCAGCUUCACCCGGAUCAUGUCCUUGUUGAAAAACGUCGUCGAGUCCGCCACGCGAAAGUUGCCGUCCCGGUCGAAACACCAGCAGUAGAUGGCCAGCGCGGCGCCAAUGGAUAGAUCCUUACCCGUCUCGCAGGCCGCGAGGACGCUGCCGCUGCUGCUGCUGCU
Colletotrichum phormii is the source of this 1246-nucleotide messenger RNA. Its product is annotated as haloacid dehalogenase-like hydrolase. The transcript is spliced from 2 exons. Bases 21 to 758 code for a protein of 245 amino acids. The record is from RefSeq and is a predicted model, not a curated record. Lineage: Eukaryota; Fungi; Ascomycota; Sordariomycetes; Glomerellales; Glomerellaceae.